Molecule: messenger RNA, 399 nt
Organism: Tripterygium wilfordii
Lineage: Eukaryota; Viridiplantae; Streptophyta; Magnoliopsida; Celastrales; Celastraceae
Exons: 2
Coding region: 1-399 (132 amino acids)
Source: RefSeq, a predicted model, not a curated record
AUGGAUGACAUCAUUGUUGCAAGUAAUAGUUCUUCUCAUAUCCACGACUUCAAAACUGUUCUUCAUCAAACUUUCAAGAUCAAAGAUAUGGGUCUUCUUAAAUUUUUCCUUGGGCUUGAAGUUACCCGAAGUGCUGCUGGCAUUACUGUUUGCCAAAGGAAAUAUGCUUUCGAAACUUCGGAAGAUUCAGGUUUUUGGGGUUGUAAGGCUGUCAAUUUUCCUAUGGAAUCCAAUCUCAAGUUAGUGAAUAUUACUACUGGUUUGCUUCCUGAUUCCACUUCUUACAGGCGCUUGAUUGGCCGAUUUUAUUUUUUCUGUACAUAUGCUUUUGAAGUUCUCAUAUGUAAUCCAUCUUUAUGGUGGCUCGAGAGCCCACGGGUCUCGAAUUCUCUUGCCUAA